This is a messenger RNA of Lathyrus oleraceus (garden pea), 2185 nucleotides long. Its product is annotated as serine/threonine-protein kinase PCRK1. The record is from RefSeq and is a predicted model, not a curated record. The transcript has 6 exons. Gene Ontology annotation, molecular function: protein kinase activity; ATP binding. Gene Ontology annotation, biological process: protein phosphorylation. The coding region runs from base 529 to 1809 and encodes 426 amino acids. NCBI's taxonomy places the organism in Eukaryota, Viridiplantae, Streptophyta, Magnoliopsida, Fabales, Fabaceae.
CUUCAAUCAUUUUCUUAAGCGAAAGAAAAAGACCAAAAAAAAAUAAACAACUAAGGAGAGUUACACAUAAGAACACAAGAACGACAAAUAACACUGGCUAGUGGCUGUUCCUCUUUCGACUCGGUCUUUCGAACCCGAAAGACUCGUUCAUAUUAGAAAUAACGGUUUCAAGUUUUCUUCGGAUUUUGUUCUUGAGCUGACUUCAACUUUGCCGUGUCCUCUCUUCUGUUUUUUUUCAACCAAAAUGCCUUCACUCAAGUUUACUUGAAUUGAGUCUUCUCUGGAACCUUUUUUCCGAUCAAACUAGAGUCUUAACCCUCAGUUCUCAAGAAAGGGGGCUGGUAAUCUCGAGUUCCGCCGGGAGAUAAGUAAAACUUGACUAGGGAUUGUUCUAUCCAUAAUUCAAAUUCGGGUUUUCGUGAAGUACGAUUCAACAUUAACUGAAGAUCAUUAACUACUCCAGACCAACUACUUGCCUACAACAACCACCGAGCUUGGUCGCAAUAGUGCGGUUUGAAUCAGGUUGCAAUGAAUUGUUUUCCAUUCAACAUCUACUACGGAGAAAAGAAAGGUGAUGCUAAGAGCUUGCAGACACUAUCGGGUCUGUCGAACAACUCUACUUAUGGCGGGAGUGAUGUGAGAAGAACUGGUUCAGAAUUAAAUUCUCUCGAUGCGUCAUCAGACAAUAGCUCAGACUCCCUCCGGAGGAACGCGUUUCCCAAUUUGUCCCAACGACCUAGCAACCUGAGAGUAUUUACUGUAUCUGAACUGAAGUCAGCCACCAAGAAUUUUGGUCGCUCUGUUAUGCUUGGUGAAGGCGGAUUUGGGUGUGUCUACAAGGGAUUGAUUAAGAGUUUAGAUGACCCUCCUAGUAAAAUUGAAGUUGCAGUUAAACAACUUGGUAAAAGAGGAAUUCAGGGGCAUAAAGAAUGGGUAACUGAAGUAAAUGUUCUAGGCAUUGUUGAGCAUCCCAAUCUUGUGAAACUAGUGGGAUAUUGUGCUGAUGAUGAUGAAAGGGGAAUCCAGCGGCUUUUGAUUUAUCAAUAUAUGCCCAAUGGAAGCGUGGAACACCAUUUAUCCCCACGAUCAGAAACUCCUCUCCCAUGGAGUAGGAGACUGAAAAUAGCCCAAGAUGCUGCUCGCGGCUUAACAUACCUGCACGAGGAAAUGGAUUUUCAGAUAAUUUUCAGAGAUUUCAAAUCUUCAAAUAUCCUUCUGGACGAGCAGUGGAAUGCAAAGCUUUCAGAUUUUGGAUUAGCAAGAUUGGGACCAUCUGAUGGGUUAACUCACGUCUCAACAGCGGUUGUUGGAACAAUGGGCUAUGCAGCUCCCGAAUAUAUUCAAACAGGACGUCUUACUUCAAAGAUUGACGUAUGGAGCUACGGUGUCUUCCUUUAUGAACUCAUUACUGGCAGGCGUCCUUUAGAUCGAAAUCGCCCCAAGAGUGAGCAGAAGUUGUUGGACUGGAUAAGACCAUACCUUUCAGAUGUGAAGAAAUUUCAAAUAAUUUUGGAUCCAAGACUUGAGAGGAAACACCUCUCAAAGUCGGCCCAAAAACUUGCUUUAGUAGCUAACAGAUGCUUGGUCAGAAACCCAAAGAAUCGCCCGAAGAUGAGUGAAGUAUUAGAAAUGGUGGAUCAGAUCGUGGAGUUUUCGGGAAGUACUAAUCCACAACCACCCAUGAAUAGUGUAGCCUCAGCCGAUGAUUCUCAAAACAAUGAAAUCAAGAACAAGAAGAGGAUCAUGGAUCCAAAACCAGAUUGUAAUUGGUUUAGGUCGUGGAGACCAAAGCUUUUGAGAACAUGUUGAGUAUUGCAGAUUUAAAUGAAUUAGAGCUGUGAAUUGCAUGCAGAGCUUCUUUUAUACAAAUAUCAUCUAUCUAAUUACCAUCUAUGUAGAGCACAAACACAUCAUAUUGAAGACAUGUUCGGUGUGUCAGACACCGAUACGACAUUGCCACACAUGGUUACACUUAACCACCUCUAUAGCUAAGUUGAUGAGCCUAAUGCAUUUUGUUGAGUUGUAAAUUUGAAAUUAUUCUAUUUAUGCACCUUGCAAUAUCAGUCCUUACAUAUAUAGAGAUCCCUAAUAUUUUGUGAGGUCUUGCAUCAAAUGUACAAAGAUUAUUAUGAUUAUCGAAUGUAGUACUCAUUUUGUGGAAGAAACUAUUCUGAGUUUUUCUCUA